Molecule: messenger RNA, 2316 nt
Organism: Cordyceps militaris CM01
Lineage: Eukaryota; Fungi; Ascomycota; Sordariomycetes; Hypocreales; Cordycipitaceae
Product: microtubule binding protein HOOK3, putative
Exons: 6
Coding region: 1-2316 (771 amino acids)
Biological process (GO): cytoskeleton-dependent intracellular transport; cytoplasmic microtubule organization
Cellular component (GO): centrosome; cytoplasm
Molecular function (GO): microtubule binding; dynein light intermediate chain binding
Source: RefSeq, a predicted model, not a curated record
AUGCCGCUGUACAGCAGUCGCGCGCAAACCGCGCUCCUGAAAUCCGUCAACCACGUGUUCAGCCUGAACCGAGAAGCCAACUCUCUGGAGGAUUUGACAAAUGGCAUAAUACUAGCGAAUAUUCUGCACGAACUCGACCCCGAGUUUGAUCCAUCCCACCUAGAAUCCAAUCCUGCCACUUCCCGAUACCUGACGAAUAAACGCAAUAUACAAGCUGUAUAUAAGGGGUUAUUUCGCUUCAUCCGUCGACAAAUACCCGAAUUAGGCUGUCAGGCCAAAAAGGUUGACUAUCAUGCCGUAGCUGAGAACCCCGAGCCGCAGGGGCUCAGCCAGCUCCUUGCUGUCAUGGUGUCUGCUGCAGCUAUGGGGCCGGAUAACAAGAAAUACGUUCCUCUUAUUCAAAACGCCCUCGACAAAGUCAACCAAGCAGAGAUAAUGAACAUUAUCCGCUCCAUGCAGAUUGACGCGGCGAAUGCUGGCGACGAAGACAAGCUCAAUGAAGAUAUCGAUGCAGUGAUGGAAGCCAGGGAUAUGGAUCUGGUGGUUGAAGAGCAGAAUGCAGCCUUACGACAGCAACUUGAGAUGAACAAAAAAGCCCUCUCCGACUAUAUUACCCGCCUGGAACACUUGCAGCAGAGUCAUGAAGAACUCAAAUACGAAAAGGAACGAAACGAUCGAGAGCUCGAGGUUUUACGCAAAGCCACGAAAGAUGGCGCCAACAACGCCGAAGCCGUUCGUCUCUUAGAGGAUCAAGUGCAUGAACAAAUGGAAAUUAUAGCGAAAAAUGAAGAAAGUAUUCGAGACCAUGAAAGAGCGCGUGCGCAGCUUGAGAGUGAAGUCCAAAAGCUCACACAGAGGAGUCAGCAUGCGGACGAACUGCGAGACCAAGCCACAGAAUGGCGGCACAAAGCGGAGGAAUUGGAAAAGAAGGCCAACGCUGCUGAGCGUUAUAAGCAGAAGCUCGAAUCACAACAACAUCUUGUGAGAGAAGUGCAAAAUCUUCAAUACGAGCGCGCAGAAUUGCAGGAGCAGCUUCGGUCGCUGAUGGACGAGCAAGAUAAGGGAGAUCGGACGAGGAAAGCGGAAGACGAAUUAACGCGCAUGCUGACACAGUCUGAGCAGCAUCUGUGGGAUGAGCGCAGCCAGAAAACUCAACUUCUGAAGGACAUGCAGACUCUCGAAGAUGAGCUCCUGCGACUAAAGGCGCAGCGCAGCCACGAUGAGCACUUCAUUCAAGACUUACAGGACCAACUACAGCACGGUGGUGGAGCCCCGCAGGGAGAGACAUUAGCUCUGCCGGGUUCUUCCAGUCUGGAGGACGAACUGAACAGUGCGUCUAGCGAUGAUGGACAGAAGAAUAUUCCCCUUGAGUUGUCUAGGCUAAGAGCGGAGAAUGACUUGCUACGAAGAACUAUUGGAUCCACUGGAGAUGCUGCUACUCUACGAAAAGAAGCCGACGACGAGAAGAAGCAGCGCGAAAGACUUCAGCAGAGCUUGAACGAGAUGUUUGAGAAGCACACAAUAGUUCAAGACCAGAUAGACGCUCUCAUGAAGAGCUCCACUGGAGAAAAUUCGAAAACAUUCAUCAGUUUGCGAUCCGAGCACACUCAAACUCAGCAUGAGCUUGAGCAGCUGAAGAAGCGCACUGGUGAUCUGCAGGCAAAACUUGCAGACAAGGAGCGAGACUUGAUGGGGGCGAAGACAGAGCUAUCUGUUGUUCAGAAAGAUCGGAUCUCCGUCCUCGACGAGCUGAAAAGCACGGACAAACUUAUAUCCGAGUCUCUCAAGGCUGAGCUCGAUCGCCUGCGGGAAGAACUGGCUUUCGUCACCAAUGAACGGGAAUCCCAGAAGACACAGUUGAUCGAUGCCUUACUCGCGAAAGACAAGUUUCGAAAAGACGCCGAAGAGGCAAAGGAGCUUCAGGAAACAGCCGCACUCAGCACUGCAAACCAAGAUUCCUCGGAAGCAGCCAAGAAAGCAGCCGAAAAGAUUGAGAAGCUGCGAGAUCGCCUCAUUGAAAGAAAGCAGCAACUCGAACAAGCCGAGCAAGAUAAGAUCAACCUACAGAGAGAACUUAAGACUCUGCAGGGAGGUGAACUCGCCACUGCUCAAAAGGCCGCUGCCGAUCAAAUGAUGAAGAACUUGCAGCGUGAAAACGCGCUUAUUGCGACAGCGUGGUACGACCUCACCAGCCGUCUACAAAGUAACCACGUCGUGCUUCAACGGCGGCACGAUGCGCCCAAGAGCUGGCUGAAUAAGCAGAGGCAGAUGGUCAAUGGUCAGUUGCGCCAACGCGACAUGCUCUACCUCUACUGA